CUCGGUCUGAGGAGCAACGUAAGCUCUGCAACAUGAUUUGUUUUCUAUCAGAGGCGCUCGAGCAGAGCAGAACAGGUGUCUGUGGGCGACAGGAGCAGCUCUGUCAGCGGGACACGGGUCUGUACCUGCUAACAAACAGACGGUUUACUCGCAUUCAGUAACUGAAGUUAUGGGGACAAGGAAAGUUCUGGUGACAGGUUGCUCCUCUGGAAUUGGGUUGGCGGUGGCUGUCCGUCUGGCCAAAGAUGAAUUAAGGCGCUUCAAGGUUGUGGCCACCAUGAGGGAUCUGGACAGGAGAGAAGCCCUGGAGAGAGCAGCUGGAGAAACGCUUAACAGAUCUCUGGAGAUCCGGCAGCUCGACGCCACCUGUGAGGACUCCAUCAGAGACUGUGUGAACAGCCUGCCAGAUCGACAGGUGGAUGUGUUAGUGAAUAAUGCCGGCGUGGGUAUGAUUGGUCCUUUGGAGUGCCAGAGUAUGAGCUCAAUGCAGGAUCUCUUCAAUACGAAUUUCUUUGGUCUGGUGAGACUGGUCAAAGAGCUGCUGCCCCAAAUGAAGAAGCGUCAGAGUGGACACAUCAUAGUGAUGAGCAGCGUUCUGGGCAUACAGGGGCUACUCUUCAAUGAUUUGUAUGCUGCUUCCAAAUUUGCUGUAGAAGGAUUUUGUGAGAGUCUUGCUGUACAAGCUAUGAAGUUCAAUGUCAAGAUGACUUUAGUGGAGCCUGGCCCAGUUGUAACUGAGUUUGAGAGGAAAGUAUAUGAAGAGGCAGAGACGAUGGAUCUGUCUGAGACCGAUGAGGAGACAGCUCAAAUCUUCCGACAGAUCUACCUGCCAUAUUCACGCAGAGUUUUUCAUUCAAUCGGACAGACGCCUGAGGAGGUUGCAGAGCAAACUACCCGGCUGAUUUUGUCUAAGAAUCCUCCAUUUCGUCAUCAGACCAAUCGUUUGUACAUGCCAUUGACUGCCAUGAAACAUGCUGAUCCAACCGGACGACUACCCAUAGAUGCGUUUUAUAAAAUGAUCUUCCAGCAUGACCGCAUCUUCAGUGCUAGUCUAAAUAUUAUGCGCAUACUUAACAGAAAAAUAGGUAAAAGUGCUGCCUAAAACACACUUUGGGCCCUAUCAUACACCUGGCGCAAUUUGGCGCAAGGUGCGACGCAAUUGUUGUUUGCUAGUUUCAGCUUGGCGCAAUAGUCGUUUUGAUGUUUUGCGCCAAGCUGUUCGAAUAGCAAAUGGAUUUGCGCUCAUAUGUGCACCCAUAGGCGUUCUUGGCAGGGUUCUGCCACUCUGGUCUUGUAAAUUCUUGUUUU
Messenger RNA from Danio rerio (zebrafish), 1308 nucleotides. Lineage: Eukaryota; Metazoa; Chordata; Actinopteri; Cypriniformes; Danionidae. The record is from RefSeq and is a predicted model, not a curated record.